CUCGAUAAUAUUAAAGGAGAAGAAGAAGUGUUAUGGAGGUAGGUGCGUUUCAUUCUGUGCAAUGAACACAAAAAACAACCACAACAAUCAAAUGAAUUCAAAAUGAAAAUCAAAUGAAAUUACUGUAAUUUCAAAAACCCAAAUCAAUCAACAUCAAUUCUCAAACCAACUCAUGUACGCCACUGACAACGAUUCCCGGAGCUCCGGCUCCGAUUCAUCUUCCACCGAUUCAUCUCACUGGACAACCGAAACAAUCAACGGCGGAUCUCUUCGCCACGUCGACCUCAACACCGGAAUAAACGGCUGGGCUUCACCACCAGGCGACGUCUUCAACCUCCGCUCACAAAACUACUUCACCAAACGCCAAAAAUCUCCCGCCGGCGAGUAUCUUCUAUCUCCCGCCGGCAUGGACUGGCUUAAAUCCUCAACAAAACUCGACAACGUACUGAGCCGCUCCGAUAAUCGCGUCGCCAACGCGCUUCGAACAGCACAAGCACAAGGAAAAUCGUUGAAGAGUUUCAUCUUCGCGGUGAAUCUGCAGAUUCCAGGUAAAGAACACCACAGCGCGGUUUUUUAUUUCGCGAGCGAAGAUCCAGUUCAACCCGGUUCGUUACUAGGACGGUUCAUCGAAGGUGACGACGGGUUCAGAAACCAGCGGUUCAAGUUAGUGAACCGGAUCGUAAAAGGACCGUGGAUAGUAAAAAAAACGGUGGGUAAUUACAGCGCGUGCUUGUUAGGUAAAGCGCUGACGUGUCAUUAUCAUAGGGGAAGUAAUUACUUAGAGAUUGAUGUAGAUAUUGGAAGUAGUGCAAUUGCGAAUGCUAUCUUGCGCCUUGCAUUGGGAUAUGUGACAAGUGUUACGAUUGAUAUGGGGUUUGUUGUGGAGGCUGUGACGGAUGAGGAGUUGCCGGAGAAGUUAAUUGGAGCUGUUAGGGUUUGUCAGAUGGAAAUGUCUUCUGCUUGUAACAUUGUUGAUGCUCCAAGGAUAGGAAUCGCUAAAGUCAACCAUGAAUCAUCAUCACCUUAGGGUUCAUAUCAAUAUUUAAUGAUUUUAGACUUUUAUUCUUUUUUUCAAAUUUUAUUAGGGAGUAACAAUUAAUAAAUAAUUAUUCGCCUUCAUUGGAAUUAUUUUCCUGUAAUUUUGUUUUUCUAAUUUGACAUUUGA
Cicer arietinum (chickpea) is the source of this 1165-nucleotide messenger RNA. RefSeq names its product protein ENHANCED DISEASE RESISTANCE 2-like. Lineage: Eukaryota; Viridiplantae; Streptophyta; Magnoliopsida; Fabales; Fabaceae. The record is from RefSeq and is a predicted model, not a curated record.